UUCUUUUUUUUUUUUCAUUAAAAAAAUAAAUAACAAUAUUGAUUAAUAUGGCUGCUUCUGCUACAGAAAAGAAAACAACUACUAGUACAAAGAAAUCUGAUCAUCCUACUUAUGAGGCUAUGAUUCAAAAUGCUAUUGUUGCCUUGAAGGAAAGAAAAGGUUCUUCUAGACCUGCUAUCAAGAAAUAUAUUUUAGCCAAUUAUAAGGUUAAUCCUGGUUCUCAUUUUGAUUCUCAAAUUGCUGCUGCUAUUAAACGUGGUCAUGCUAAGAAUAUCUUUGCUCUCCCCAAGGGUCUUUCUGGUACUGUUAAAUUGAAUAAGGCUGAAAAGUCUGAAAAGAAGCCUGCUCCCAAGAAGGCUACUGCUACAAAGAAGGUUGCUGCAGCAAAGAAGGCUGCUUCUACAAAGAAAUCAUCUAACACUGAUACUAAGAAAGCAGCUACCACAUCUACUAAAAAAUCAACUACUGCUGCUGCCACUACCUCUACUACUACUAAGAAAGCACCUGCCAAGAAAGUUGCUGCUGCUAAAAAGGCUGCUGCUACCAAGAAGGCCUCUACUACUGAAAAGGCUGGUGUAAAGGCACCUACUAAGAAAGCUGCUCCCAAGAAGAAGGCUGCUGCUGCUGCUGCUCCUAAAAAGAAAGCUGCCACCAAGAAGACCACUAAGGCAUAAUUACUUUCUAUGAACAUUUUAUAUACAAAAAAAAAUAUAUAUGUAUAUGAUGUCUUUUACCCUUUUUAUAGCACACCUUAUUUGUCACCCUUUUUUUUCUUUCCCCCCUUUCGUUAUUUUUUUUUUUAAUACUACACACUAUAUAUUUUUAAAGAAAAAAAUUUUUUUUUUUAUUUAUUUAUUAGGUGUAUACGUUUAAUAUUUUAUAUAUUUAUAUACAUAUAGGCAAAGAGGAAUUAUUGUUCACCUUGAUUAAAAAUAUACAAAUUAUAAAAAAAAAAAAAAAAAAAAAUUUUUGAAAAAAAAAAAAAAAGAUAUAGUUUUUUUUUUGGAGGGGGGCGCGCGUC
Messenger RNA from Cokeromyces recurvatus, 1021 nucleotides. RefSeq lists its product as uncharacterized. Gene Ontology annotation, biological process: nucleosome assembly. Gene Ontology annotation, cellular component: nucleosome. Gene Ontology annotation, molecular function: structural constituent of chromatin; DNA binding. Lineage: Eukaryota; Fungi; Mucoromycota; Mucoromycetes; Mucorales; Mucoraceae. The record is from RefSeq and is a predicted model, not a curated record. The coding region runs from base 48 to 674 and encodes 208 amino acids. The transcript is spliced from 5 exons.